UGUUGCCAAGCCUGUGUUUAUGUAGUUGUGAAGAGUAACACGUAGAAAGGGCUGUGACUGAAGAAGUUGUGCUAAUAUUCUGUGGGAAUUAUAGUUGCUUUCUGUGUGAUGUAGUGAGUGCUGCUGCUUCCUGUCAUCCCUCAUGGCACGUUGAGGAAUGCGGCUGAUUUCUUCAUGACGUAAACAGGAUUCCCAUCCUUUCGAAAACAUCGGCAGACAGUGCACUGAUUCAUUCUUAAUCUACUUCAAAUUCCUUAAAAUACUAGUUGCAAAAAGUUGUGGACUCCAUUACUGAAACUGGAAUUUGAUGGGUUCAGAUCAAGCAACCAUAGACUCGGUUAUAACUCUGAAUGUUGGUGGUAGCCUAUAUACCACCACCCUUGAAACCCUAACUAAGUACCCCAAUUCCAUGCUUGGGGUAAUGUUCAAAGGGCAGCUCCCAACCAUGACAGAUAGUCAUGGGAGGUAUUUCAUUGACAGAGAUGGAAAGGCAUUCCGAUACAUCCUAAACUACCUGAGAACAAGCUUCUUGGACCUCCCGGAAGACUACAGUGAGACAGAACUUCUAAAACGAGAAGCUGACUUCUACCAGAUCCAGUCCCUACUUCAGGAGAUCUCACUGUGGGAGUCUCAGAAGCUAAAAGCAAGACAAAAUGCCAUCUUACACUUUGACAGCAUCAGUGAUUCAAGGCUGCUGCACUUUAACUUGAAAAAGGAACCUGGAAACUAUGAGCUGUCAAACUGUAUAAUCCAGCUUAUUACUGUGAACCUAUUUUGUACUGAUUAUGCAGUCGUACAGUUACUCUGUAACAGCUUCGUAUAUGGAGAUGAAGAACCUCAACAUGCACAUGACUGUGAAAAUCACCUGAUGCUGCAAUGGGCACCCCGGCCAACAGAACUGCCCUUACACCAAUACCAGAAACACAAAUUCCGUCCGCUCAAGGUUUACCCAGAUGGCAAAGAGGUCCUCAGUAUUAGUGAUUUUGUGAAGGAGCUGCUGAUGUUUGUUGUAAAACAGGGCUUUCAAGUAGAUACCCUAUUUCCUGACCCUGCUGAUAUUCUAAACUGCCAUUCCUUACGAUUCGUCCGAUAUGGAUCUCACCAUGUUCUGCAGUAACUGUAUGAUUCAAAGGUUUCAUGUCUUAAUCUGCUGAAAAAUUAUUGCCUUUCCUGGGCAGAUUUACAUAACCAGAGGAACUGACAGAAUAUAAACUCAUUUACAGACUGUGUUACCACAGGUCACAAUGCUGAGGGGCCGACUGACCUGCUUGUUAUAAAUCCUCCACUGAAGUCUGAGGUCAUGAAUUGAUGAAUAUUAACUGCAGGAACAUUCACAGAACACUGAAAGUUGCAACAAUCUACUUUGUGCAUAUUUCAGGCAAAACUGCAUGCAUAUAAACUCCAAUUGACUGAUAGCAGGCCUUCGACAGAUUAUGACAAUUUGUGGUGAAAUGCACAGCCAUGUUUUGUUUACAAGUUUAUGAAUGCUGAGGUAUUCUUUGCAGGCCUUAAACAAAGUGUUAUAAUUCAUGAAGGUACACAUGUUUUGUUUACUAAACUGUGGAGGUUUCAUUCAAAACUGAUUUACAUUGG
Protopterus annectens (West African lungfish) is the source of this 1593-nucleotide messenger RNA. RefSeq names its product potassium channel tetramerization domain containing 11 (gene KCTD11). NCBI's taxonomy places the organism in Eukaryota, Metazoa, Chordata, Ceratodontiformes, Protopteridae. The record is from RefSeq and is a predicted model, not a curated record. The transcript is spliced from 2 exons. Bases 308 to 1117 code for a protein of 269 amino acids. Gene Ontology annotation, molecular function: protein binding. Gene Ontology annotation, biological process: protein homooligomerization.